CCCUUCUUCGUUACUCCGCACCAAUUACUUGUAUGUUGCAAGUCUCAGUGGUUUCCCGUGGUGGUCUGGAUCCGCUUACCGACUUCGCCGCUCCCGCUCCGCGGCUCCUCCUCCUCGAUUCGAGACGCUCCUGCGAGCCCUAAUCUCCAGUGCCGAUCCCCAACAAGAACCGAUCCUUUCGGCUGGAUUUCGUCGGAGUUAGUUUGAUGCUAUAAAGAGUAUGGAAAGGGAAGCAAAAAAGGAAGCUUUCAGGAAGUAUCUGGAAUCAAGUGGGGUGCUUGAUGCUCUCACUAAAGUUCUUGUUGCACUAUAUGAAGAAAAUGACAGGCCUUCAUCUGCUGUCGAGUUCGUCCAACAAAAGUUAGGUGGACCAUCAAUUUCUCAAUAUGAAAAGCUACUAGCUGAAAAGUCGGAUUUGCAAUUGAAGUAUGAUGAGCUCUUAGCAGCUCACAGAGAAAAGUGCAGAGAGCUCGAGGAACUACGAAACUUGAAAUUGACCACAACAUUAAAGGAGAAUACAAAUGGAGAUAAAUUGAAAGACGGAUUGUGAAGAACUCCCCAGAAAUGAUUAUACAUGUUGGUUUUAACAAAUUCCAAGAUUUGUUUGUCAGAUUAUCUUUUGUGCAAUAUAUCACAGAAAAAAAGGAUGAUUUGUCUGCUGAAGUAUAUAUCUAGUGUACUACUGUUCACCACUGAUGUAUCACACAUGAAUUCCCAGAUAUUAUCUCUUGUGAAUUGCUAUUUAAUAUUACAAGGAAUGGACAUGGACAUCUCUCUCAUUUA
Messenger RNA from Musa acuminata subsp. malaccensis (wild Malaysian banana), 783 nucleotides. RefSeq lists its product as uncharacterized. Gene Ontology annotation, cellular component: nucleus. Gene Ontology annotation, molecular function: transcription coactivator activity. Gene Ontology annotation, biological process: regulation of DNA-templated transcription. Lineage: Eukaryota; Viridiplantae; Streptophyta; Magnoliopsida; Zingiberales; Musaceae. The record is from RefSeq and is a predicted model, not a curated record.